Molecule: messenger RNA, 2654 nt
Organism: Hyaena hyaena (striped hyena)
Lineage: Eukaryota; Metazoa; Chordata; Mammalia; Carnivora; Hyaenidae
Gene: ODC1
Product: ornithine decarboxylase 1
Exons: 12
Coding region: 386-1771 (461 amino acids)
Cellular component (GO): cytoplasm
Molecular function (GO): ornithine decarboxylase activity
Source: RefSeq, a predicted model, not a curated record
GAGCGGCGGCCCGUCGGCUUUGUCAGUCCCCUCAGCCUCCGCCGCCGCCGCCCCUCUGCCAGAGCUCCGGCGCCACCUCGGGCCGGCGGUCCUCCGCGGGAGGGAGCGAGGCGGCGGGCGGGCGGCUGACGGGGGCGGCCGGCGGUCCUGCGCGCUCGGCGGCGGCAUCUCCAUGGGGCUGGCCCGCGGCGCCAGUGCGCUCUAAGGUAGACGGCGAGCUCCGUGUUUAUCAGAACUUUUCCACUGCGGCACCGAGGGCACGCGCUUCCUCAGGGGGGACUUGGAGUCCCGGAGAAUUGCCUUUGUGAAAACCUGGCAAUAAUUCCUUUAAAUUCCAUCUCUUAGUUUUCCGUUGUGUCACGUUCCAGAGGGACAGCAAGAAACCAUGAACAGCUUCAGUAAUGAAGAGUUUGACUGCCAUUUCCUCGAUGAAGGCUUCACGGCCAAGGACAUUCUGGACCAAAAAAUCAAUGAAGUUUCCUCUUCUGAUGACAAGGAUGCCUUCUAUGUCGCGGAUCUGGGAGACAUUCUAAAGAAACAUCUGAGGUGGUUAAAAGCUCUUCCUCGGGUUACCCCCUUCUACGCAGUGAAGUGCAACGAUAGCAGAACCAUAGUGAAGACCCUAGCUGCCAUCGGGACAGGGUUUGACUGUGCCAGCAAGACCGAAAUCCAGUUGGUGCAGAGUCUCGGGGUGCCUCCGGAGAGGAUCAUCUAUGCAAAUCCUUGUAAACAGGUGUCUCAGAUUAAGUAUGCUGCCAAUAAUGGAGUCCAGAUGAUGACUUUUGACAGUGAAGUUGAGUUGAUGAAAGUUGCCAGAGCUCAUCCAAAGGCGAAGUUGGUUUUGCGGAUUGCGACCGAUGAUUCCAAAGCAGUCUGUCGCCUCAGUGUUAAAUUUGGUGCCACACUCAAAACCAGCAGGCUGCUUUUGGAACGGGCGAGAGAGCUAAAUAUUGAUGUCAUCGGUGUCAGCUUCCACGUGGGAAGUGGCUGUACCGAUCCUGAGACCUUUGUGCAGGCCAUCUCCGAUGCCCGCUGUGUCUUUGACAUGGGGGCCGAGGUUGGUUUUAACAUGUAUCUGCUUGAUAUCGGUGGUGGCUUUCCUGGGUCCGAGGAUGUAAAGCUUAAAUUUGAAGAGAUCACCAGCGUUAUUAACCCUGCACUGGACAAGUACUUCCCGGCAGACUCGGGCGUGCGAGUCAUAGCUGAGCCCGGCAGAUACUACGUCGCAUCAGCCUUCACGCUCGCAGUGAAUAUCAUUGCCAAAAAGCUUGUAGUAAAGGAACAGACAGGCUCCGAUGAUGAAGAUGAGUCCAGUGAACAAACCUUUAUGUAUUACGUGAAUGACGGAGUAUAUGGAUCAUUUAAUUGCAUCCUUUAUGAUCAUGCACACGUGAAGCCCCUUCUGCAGAAGAGACCCAAACCAGAUGAGAAGUAUUACUCAACCAGCAUAUGGGGACCAACAUGUGAUGGCCUUGAUCGCAUCGUUGAGCGCUGUGACUUGCCCGAGAUGCACGUGGGCGAUUGGAUGCUCUUUGAAAACAUGGGUGCUUACACUGUCGCUGCUGCCUCCACUUUCAAUGGGUUCCAGAGGCCGACCAUCUAUUAUGUGAUGUCGGGGCCAACAUGGCAACUGAUGCAGCAGAUCCAGAACCACGACUUCCCGCCCGGGCUGGAGGAGCAGGACGUGAGCGCGCUGCCCGUAUCAUGUGCCCAGGAGAGCGGCAUGAAGCGCCCCCCGGCCGCCUGCGCCUCGGCCAGUGUCAACGUGUAGGCGCCGCGCAGCAGCUGCCAACCUCGAGCGUGGCCUGAAUUACAGGAUUUGGGGGGCCAUUUAACUUAAUUACCGCUAGGUUGGAAAUGUCUGUAAGUAGGGUUGGCACAGACGCGACGAUACCGAAGACUAGGAGAGGGUCACUUAUCUGUGUUCCUAUGGAAACUAUUUGAAUAUUUGUUUUAUAUGGAUUUUUAUUCACUUUUCAAACGUGCUACUAAAGCGCGCCCCUCGGCCGCUGAGCAAGCGUUUGUAGCUUGGGUGGCGGCGGAACGGGCCCGACCGAGGCUUAGUGCUGUGACCUGUUUUGAAAAUAAAGUAUCUUGAAAUAAUCGGGCAUUGGGGAAUUUUUCACGGUGUGUCCACUCCACAUGGCUCACCUGAGUGGGUUUUGUCGGAACUGACAUUCUGCCCCCGCUGCUGCCGAGGAAGUUGGCCCGGUGGGCCUCAGAGCCAGGGGUUUUCAGUAUUUUGAAAAGCCAUCAAAAUGCCGCCUUUCCUCUUCCGGCAUUUUUAUUUCAAGCGUGCGAGGCCUGUCUAAAGCUGGCUGGGGGUCCGGUCCAGCCCACGCGCAGGCAGGAGAAGCGUGGACGAGGGCCGAGCCCUCGGCUGCUGGCCCGGGUCAGCCCCCCGGCGCGUCCACAGAAGCGGCUGGUGCAGGGAGGGUCCAGACCCCUUGGUCGACUGUCUGUCCAGGGCCCGUGCCCAGGGAAGGAGGGCCCGUGGAGCCCCCCCGCGCACCGCCUUCGGGACCGACCUUCCCCUCCCCGCUGUCUCCUCCCCCGGGACGGGCUGUGUAGCUGCAAGUUAGGAAUGUGCUACAACAUUUGGCAGUCAUCUUACCUUAAUAAAUGCAGUGACGAUUCGUGUGGUGUAGACUUCU